AUGAUGUCCGCUGGACCGUCAAAAGCCACCACUCCAGAGGUAAAUCUGCGCAAAGUGAUUGCUAUCUUGAAUCAGAAGAGAACCUUCGACAGUGUUGACGCAAGGCAACGUGAACUGGAUGCGCAACGCAAGCGGAAUCGAGCUCGGCAGAAGCGAGCUUCUAGUGCGUUCCCUCGUUCAGACCUCUCCUCACCGGACAGCAGUCGUUCCGAACGAGGCCAUUCAGUGGCUGGUCCUGGUCAUAAUCCAACAGCGAAAAGCCUAAAUCGAUCAAUUGAAAAUCUGCAUCAAGCAAUUUCAACGUCCUCUUCUUCGUCAGCAGCCAGUCUGAAUACUACAGCUCCUGGAAACUUAUUGGAUCUCCACGAUAAGAGGAUUUGUAGCAAAAAGGAUCAUUUCCAUGAAGACUACUCUGAAGGCGAAUGA
Anisakis simplex (herring worm) is the source of this 426-nucleotide messenger RNA. The record is from the annotation of a GenBank genome assembly. Lineage: Eukaryota; Metazoa; Nematoda; Chromadorea; Rhabditida; Anisakidae.